Messenger RNA from Nanorana parkeri, 1245 nucleotides. RefSeq names its product Ig-like V-type domain-containing protein FAM187A. The transcript has a single exon. The coding region runs from base 1 to 1245 and encodes 414 amino acids. The record is from RefSeq and is a predicted model, not a curated record. Lineage: Eukaryota; Metazoa; Chordata; Amphibia; Anura; Dicroglossidae.
AUGAGUGGCUCUAAGAUUGUGGUUGCCUUAUUCAUUCUUUUCUGUUGGCAGAUCCCCACAGCGGGGGGGUUUGUUAUUUCGGAAGAGGAGAUCAAAUAUAGCAAGGUUUCAUGCCCUGCUAUUCCAUCUUUUGAUACUGUGGCAUAUGCCACAGACAUGAAUAUUGAGCUGCCUUGCCUGUGCAUGCCAGAUACAAAGACGCCUGUUAUUUGGUAUUAUAAAGACACAUUACGCAGUUUAAAUACCAAACUGCUGACGACACCAGCUGGAAAAGCAGACGAUUAUGUGUCGCUCCAUCUAGAGUCCAAGAUCAUCACCAGGUUUUAUAGCUUGAUCGUUCAGAAGGCUCGUGUAAAAGACUCAGGUCUCUACAUCUGCGGAAGCAGUGAUGGGCAAUUCUACUGGGGGUAUGAUGUUGAUAUACAAGAUUUCUCAAAUGCUUAUGUGGAAUUUGAAGACCACCAUCAACACCCUCAGCCAAACCUUGUCUCUGACCAACUGACAGCUUUCACUUCCUUUUGGGAAUGGAGUCAGUGUGACCGCUGUGAUGUUCGUGGGGAGCAACAAAAAGUUGGCCUUUGUUAUGUCAGCAGUACCUAUCUUGAUCUAAGGUACCGGCUAACAGAGACCGGUGUUGCUUCCUGCGGCUCAGACGCUGUACCUCCAAACUUGAAAGAGCAGAUUUCUUGGCGCAGACCUGAAAUAUUCUUCCGGAACUGCGAGACCCCCUGCCACAACAGGAAAGCAGGGGUUCUGGGCACAAUUAAGUAUUGGCUGCAUAAACUGAACAAAAUCAAGGAUUACAUCCCUUGGCUUCCCAAGGCUCCAACAGAACAACAUACUCACACCUUGGGAAGCAGCCUUACUCUUGCCUGCCCAGGUGCCAAACCCCAAGAUGCUGUUUCUUGGGAUAAAGGCAACAUAAACUUGUACAAGUCAGACUACUUCAUUGGACAAGAGAUGGCCAAAAGAAUCUACAUAGACCACGGCAAUAAUCUGAACUUCCGUUAUGUCACUUUCAAUGACAAAGCCACCUAUUACUGUUGGUUGAAGGGACAGCUUCAAGCUGGCAUUAAGCUGCUCAUUACGACUGACCCGAUACACCAGAGGAAGUUCACCGAUGCAGAAUCCUACCUUGCCCUGAAGAUUAUUGCCUACAGUUUUUGCAUUUUUAUCUCAAUCUUUGUGGUUGUCCAUUGCGUUAAAUGCUUUGUCUACAAUUUUAGGUGUUUCCCAUGCAUCUAA